AUGUUAUAAAAAAGGUAGUACCAGUUAGAGGGGAGAGCUCUUCUGGCUGCUGAAAACAGUUGUAUUUGGAGCUUAUUAUCGCAAUCAAUUUUCUUUCUCUGAUAAAACUGAUUUCCAAGGACCAAAGACUAUAUUCAUGAAGCUGGGGUGGGGAUUUUGAAUUCCACUGUGUCACUCCGCUACAGUUUUUCUUUGCACCACCUUUGUGGGAAGUGGAUGUUCCAGGAACAAAUGCGUUGGAGCUUGUUGAAAAACCUCUUGUUAGAUCAGUUUUAGUCAAAGGUUACGGAAUAAAAAGUGCUGUUCUGAAACAUACAAGGACAGAUUUCCUGGAUCUCAGCAAGACACAUUAAGAAACACUAGUGGCUCUUGCUCUGGUGGACUUUUCUAAUCUUUGACAUCUAACAGAAGAAAAGAAAGCCAGUGCAAUCUAAUGUCACAGACACAGUCCUCUCAAAGUAUGUCCAUGCAAAGCAGUUCUCAAUGCAAGCCAGCUCCAAAGAAGAAACAAAAGAAGUUUUCUCAUAAUGAAGACCGUGUACUUGUGAGUACAGUCAUGGCCCAUGCAAAUGAAUUAUUUGGUAAAAAUGCACUUGGUGCUUUGAAGAGAUCUUCUAUCUGGGAGGGUAUAGCAAGAAAGGUCAAUAAGUUUAGUGAGACAGAGCGCACAGUGAUAAGUUGCAAGAAGAGAUUGAAUGAAUACAAAAGGAAAAUUACAAAAACUAUAAAUAAUACAGAGCCUAACAUUGGAAAUGCAAAGCCUCAAAAGAAACAUUGGUCUAAACAAGAGAUGUCUGUAAUACGGUAUUUUAGACUGGAUUCUGGUUCUGGGAAUAAGACACAGCAGGCUUCUACCAGUGCUUCAGGAACAAAAGUCACUGCACCUCCAGCACCACGUCCACGGCCACAAACUAUGGAUUCAUUUUUGAAAGCUACACGAUUGCCACCAAGUCAGACAAAAGCUUCUGCUGUAUCUCUUCCUGGACCUUCUACAGCUCAAACUCCUCCACUGGCCCAACAACAAAGUCGUUCCCCAUCUAAAUCCACUACCCCCUCCUGCAGAAAAUCAAUAGAGGAAAAAUUCUUGAAACUGCAGAACGACGUUGAGGAAUUAAAACAAAUCAUUAGUUCACAUUUUGAUCUUCUUGAACAAAUGUCAAACAAAUAAAUGGGUAUUUUACUUGCUAACAUUGUUUAGUAAAGUUUAAA
Messenger RNA from Xenopus laevis (African clawed frog), 1209 nucleotides. RefSeq names its product myb-related transcription factor, partner of profilin-like. Lineage: Eukaryota; Metazoa; Chordata; Amphibia; Anura; Pipidae. The record is from RefSeq and is a predicted model, not a curated record. The transcript has 3 exons. The coding region runs from base 434 to 1168 and encodes 244 amino acids.